CGCAGGGCAGGUAGCCUUCGAUUCUCCAACAAGCUUCGAGACCACGACGGCCACGGAUCGCGCAACCAAGACGCCGCGAAUUCCAGCCUACACACCCUCUUCUCUCCACGGGCGCAUGCAGCGCGUACAGGAUGCGCCAUGGCGGAGACUCUGAGCAGCAACGCGAUGAACUAUCUCGUAUGGCGAUAUCUCCAGGAGGCUGGCUUCGGUAACGCAGCCCUGCAACUCUCGCGAUGCUGGAUCCGCGACCCCGACACGCUUCCCUUUGCGAAGAACAUCGAACCGCACACACUCAUCAGGCUCGUGCAGGAUGGCAUGUGCUUCGACCAGCUACAGGCCGAGGCCUGCAAUACGGAGCCGCGAUACAGGUUCGGCACCGACCACGGACGACCAUAUUCGGCGCGCAAUGGCAACCUCUUGACCCUCGACAAGGGCAUACCCGCCCACCAACUCGCCGCCGAAGCCAACGGCGCCGUCCAGGAACCCCCACCAAAGAAGACGCUCAAGCGCAAGAAGACGAAGCCCACCAACGGCGUCGAGCCGCGCCCCGAGCCCCACGUCAACGGCGAUGCCAUGGACAUGGAGCACAACGGCGCCGCACAUGUCACAAACAGCACGAGGGCCGAGUCGGAGCCCAUGGUCUCGGAAGCAGAGUCGCCCUCGCUUGCUGACAUCCCCAUAUCCACGCUUAGCAUAGGCCAGGACGCUGAGAUCCAGACCGAAGCCAUUGCCAUUGCUGAUCUGAAUCCCACCACCGUCUCCAUUCCCCCGCCCUCGGAUCCCGCACGGGUAAUCGAGCAUACCCUGUGGGGGCCAAUAGAGUCUCCCGUACUACUCGCAGCUGGCAAAUCCCUCCUCCAGCUUCACGUCGUGAGCAAGGAGCUCGGCCAAGAACCCCCUACCCAACAUUUCGACAUACCUCUGCCCGUCGACAACUUCAACGUCACGGCGCUGUGCUGGCACUCGGACAACGAACUUACCGUCUCCGUGCGAGAGCAGAGAUCCAAUGAAGUGGGCGAAAAGAUGAUGAUGGACAAGCUCAUCAAGCUUACCGAAGGCGGCCAGGCCUCCCAGGUCGUCUCUUCUACCGCCGGCCUCAUCAAUACGCUUCGCUGGAAUCCGGUCCGGAAUUUGCUGCUAUCCAUUUCGACAGACGGCGAAAAGGGCUCCAUCAAGGUGUGGAAAAACGACAGCGACUCCAUCCCAGCCUGGACAGAGUUCACCGAUACAGCCAUCUUCGACGCGCACUGGAUAAGCGACUCAGCUUUUGUCGUUUGCGGUAUCAAGCUCUUCAAAAUCUACGAGGUCAAUGAAUCCUUGACAACCCAGCAAACUCUUGAGACCUCAGUAACAUGGGAGACGGUAAAAUAUGACGCUGCAUCUGGCAUCAUCGCCGUCUUGGGCAUUGAGGAUAGGAAGUAUUAUCUUGGCUUUCUCCACCCCAAUGAUUCGCUGCAACUGCAAACCCAUGAAUAUCCCGACGAAUACCCUACCGAUCUUGGCUUCCGCGUCAAAGCAAAGAACAACCAUCUCACCAAUGGCUCCACUCUGCCCUCCGUCUUGCUUGCAACAAGCUCCAUGUCUGGUGCAACGCGCAUCUGGAAUGCCGACGAACCAUUCAAAUGCGUCAAAUAUCUGCCUACCACAGAUGGCACACAAGCUUUCAAAACUGCAUUUUCCCCAGACGGUUCGCUCUUAGCAGCUGCGGGACCUGAUGCUGUCACCAUAUGGGAUAUAGAAAAAAGAGAUGUCCCAAUUGCCUCAUGGCGCGCCAGUGAAACUCCAAGCGACAAAUGGAAUCCUGGUAUAGACGGAGAGUUCAGUCUUGGUUGGGAGCCAGACAGCUCCAGGCUAUCCAUUGCACUCGGAAAUCAGAUUGCCAUCAUCACGGUUCCAAGAUCUUGCUGUGCAACUCUCUCUUUCCUAUUGACCAUGUCGGCUAUUCCUAAUCUUCCUAUCGACACGCCCGGCAUCCACACCAACGGCGGUGCGAAUGGUGUUGCUGCAGACUUGUCUUUCAAGCUCAAUGAUGCGCCGGUAGAGAAUCUUCGACGUUUGAAAGUUGUCGUCAUUGGGGCCGGCUAUUCUGGUAUCUACUGCGGGAUCCGUAUACCAGAAAGACUGAGAAAUGUCGACCUGGUAAUCUAUGAAAAGAACGCUGGCGUUGGGGGGACUUGGUACGAAAACAGAUACCUUGGUUGCGCGUGCGACGUCCCUUCACACUCUUACCAGUAUUCGUUCCAGCCGAACCCAAACUGGUCGUCGCUUUACGCCCCGGCAGCGGAAAUCCAGUCGUACCUCCAAGAUGUCGCGCAGAAAUUUUCCGCGGACAGGUUUAUCAAGUUGCGUCACCAGAUUGAGGCGUGCCACUGGGAUGACAAAACUGCGAAGUGGAACAUCACGGUAAAGAACCUUGCCACAGGAGAAGUGCUGGAAGAUCAGGCGGACGUUAUUAUCUCAGGGAGAGGUAAUCUGAAUACACCUUCCUGGCCUGAGAUAGACGGCCUGAAAACAUUCAAGGGCGAAGUCAUGCAUUCUGCAGUCUGGAACCAGAGGUACGACUUCGAAAACAAACGAGUUGGUAUUAUUGGCUCCGGCUCUUCUUCAAUCCAGAUCGUCCCUUCGCUACAACGUCUACCAGGUACCCACAUCAGCACCUUUGUGCGUAGCAAGACGUGGAUAUCACCUCCUUUCGGCCAGGACUUAUUCGACAAAUACGGUUUCAAUGGCUCAGCAAUCCCCCAAGAGCUCCGCGAUCGUUUUGCGAAUGACCCCGAGUACUACUACAAGUUCAGGCUUUCAGUCGAAGAGGAUGGAAAUGGUAUCCACGCUGUCACGAUGAAGGGAACUGAACUGCAACUUGGCGCAAAGGAUAUGUUCCACAAGCACAUGAAAGAAAGACUAAAGAGCAAGCCGGAAAUCUUCGAAGCCCUCUUACCGUCAUUCUCACCAGGAUGUCGCCGUUUGACGCCAGGCCCAGGCUACCUAGAAGCACUGACGCAGCCCAAUGUAGACUUUGUCACAUCACCUAUAACGCGCAUAUCCGAAUCUGCGAUUCACACUGCUGACGGUAAGACGCAUGAGAUUGACGCUCUUGUGUGUGCGACAGGCUUCAAAGCAUCUGCCCCGCCUCCGUUUCCGUUGACCGGCAGCAAGGGGCUAUCUCUCACGGAGAAGUGGAACAAGCGCGCUGUCAACUAUCUCUCGCACUCUGUUGCCGGCUUUCCAAACAUGUUCACGAUGCUUGGCCCCAACGCUGCCAUCGGCUCUGGUAGUCUAACUACCAUGAUCGAAACAGUAGGCGACUACAUCAUCAAAGCAAUCCGCAAGAUCCAAAAAGACAACAUUGCAGCCAUGACAGUCAAAGAGGCGCGCGAAAAGGACUUCAUAGAGUAUGUUGAUGCAUACUUCCAAGGCACAGUCUUCGCCGAUGAGUGCAGAAGUUGGUACAAGAACAAGGGUACUGGGGAGGUCGUCGGACUUUGGCCCGGUAGUACACUACACUGCGUUGAAGCAAUGCGGAGCCCGCGCUGGGAAGAUUUCGACUACGUCUACCUGGAUGAAUUAGAGGGCCAAGACGCUAACAACGACCUACAUGGUGUGGGUAAGAAAGCGAACAGGAUGGCUUGGCUAGGUAAUGGAUGGAGUAUCGCUCAGAUGGAAGAAAGAGAUCUUGCCUGGUAUCUGUAUCCGGAAUUUUUGGAUAAGCCUCUUGCACCACUACCGGAGAAGAAGAGCGUUUAUAAUAUGUUGCUCCACUCGUUCCUAGAUCCUAGAGUUCCUGGAUUUGAAAGGCAAAUGAUACCGACAUGUCGGCAAGACGAUGAAUGUCUCGCAUUUUCUACACCCACCUCACAAGUGGAAGUCAAUGGUAUUUUGUCGACAUGGACGCCGCAAGAAUCACCGCUAGAUCCCCAGGGAGUAGACGAAAACCAAGCUCCAUUGUCAACUCCUGUCAAUGGCGUCCUCGAGCCUAGCAACACACAAACCGUUGACCCCAAUCUCUUUCAACCUGAUCUUACUAGCACCGCGACUACGGUAACAGAUAACGCGGGAUCUACCAUGACUAUGAGGACAACGAUCAAUGUUACAGUACCACCGAGUCCAAGUGCCACAGUCAGUACAUCAACGUCGAUAACGCCAGAUCCAGGUCCAGCAACUGUUGGGACCGUGGAAGCCGCGGAGAAUGGCCACAGCACCAACAGACUCAGCGCCGGAGAAGUGACCGGUGUCGCUAUGGGAACCUUCAUCCUCGGCGCAAUUCUGGCGUUUGCCGCUGCAUUCUUCCUGUUUAAGCAAAGAAACAAGCACAAAAGUGCCAACGUUAACAGGAAAGAUUAUCCAAGCUAUGGCGACUCUGCACCCGAUCUAGCUAUGAUGCAAUCCAAGAGUGCCAGCAGUCUAGUAGGGCGACAUAGUCCCUACGUACAGGUUUCGCAAAUACCCCUGCCAGCGCCGCUGGCUGCUCACCCACCUUCUCCAAUUCCUGCCCCUGUUUUCAUACCAGCAAGUGCGUCUCGAGAUAUCACUGCUUUCUUACCACCUACGGCAGACAACGAAGAGGUGUGGAACGAAGUCUCUCAUUUGUUCGCCUUGAUGCAUGAACAUGUAGAAAAGUAUUACCGAGACGUCAAUGCCAUUAUUACACCGAGUAUGGAACCUGAGAUUGCCGAGUUUGGAGCCAAGGAGGUGGACAUGGCAGAACUUCUGCAAGAAUGUACAAGCUCAACAGCGGCGCUGAAGCAUGCCCUCGUAACAUAUGUACUGGGUAUAACGGAGCCGAGGCAGAAAGACGACGAUGAAGGGACAUUGUUUCCCAAAGAGCUUUGCACAGCGGAUGCUGAGAAUCGUAUGAAUGUUGUUUCUGAUCCGGAUCUCGUAGCAGCUACUUCGCUGCAUCGCCGCAUCUCUGUCUAUCUCUACAGCAACAUCACCGGCAUGCCAAAUCGUCGCAGAUCUUGGACGGCUCAAUCGAACAUCCGUGAAGCAGCGGAACACUUCUCUCUUACUUUCUUCCCGUGGGCCAACCCUAUGUCCAGCGACCAAGACAAAGAUGAAGAUCUUGCGCGCAUCAUCACAGACACACUGACAAUGAGGAUAUGGCUCUUCGGGCAGUUGGACACCUAUGAAUUUGAGUGGGAGGGAGUUGGAGAGAGAGGUAUCGUCAUCAACCCGAGUUUGUUGAAACGGAAACGUCAAGAGGGUGACGGCGAUGAUUCAAUAUUUCAGCUGGUGGAAGGCGCCGUCGUUGCUAUGUAG
Alternaria burnsii is the source of this 5259-nucleotide messenger RNA. Its product is annotated as flavin-binding monooxygenase protein. The transcript has 10 exons. The annotation marks the transcript as partial. NCBI's taxonomy places the organism in Eukaryota, Fungi, Ascomycota, Dothideomycetes, Pleosporales, Pleosporaceae. The record is from RefSeq and is a predicted model, not a curated record. Gene Ontology annotation, molecular function: flavin adenine dinucleotide binding; NADP binding; protein binding.